This is a messenger RNA of Chanos chanos (milkfish), 1158 nucleotides long. RefSeq names its product CCN family member 1-like. Gene Ontology annotation, biological process: signal transduction; cell adhesion; positive regulation of cell migration. Gene Ontology annotation, cellular component: extracellular region. Gene Ontology annotation, molecular function: integrin binding; heparin binding. The transcript has 5 exons. The coding region runs from base 1 to 1158 and encodes 385 amino acids. NCBI's taxonomy places the organism in Eukaryota, Metazoa, Chordata, Actinopteri, Gonorynchiformes, Chanidae. The record is from RefSeq and is a predicted model, not a curated record.
AUGACACAGACCAACAUUCCAAAGCGGAUGGAGAGGGACAGUUUACUGUUUUCACUGGUGUGGCUGAUUCACUGUUUUUUUCUGUGGUCUUUUUUGCAGGUAUUUACCUCACAAUGUCCGUCUGAAUGUGUGUGUCCUGAAGAACCACCCAGGUGCCCUCUUGGAGUCUCGCAGGUGCUGGACGGAUGCGGCUGCUGCAAGGUGUGCGCAAGGCAGCUUAAUGAAGAUUGUAGCAUCAGCGAGCCAUGCGACCACAUCAAAGGACUAGAGUGUAAUUACGGCGCGCGCUUCAGCGCUGGCCACGGCAUAUGUCGAGCCAAGUUGGACGGGAGACCCUGCGAAUACAAUAGUAGGAUUUACCAAAAUGGAGAAACCUUCCAGCCCAACUGUAAGCACCAGUGUACGUGUAUUGAUGGAGCAGUGGGUUGCCUGCCGCUGUGCCCUCAGGAGCUGUCCCUGCCCCAGAUGGCAUGUGCCAAUCCGAGGCUGGUAAAAGUGCCAGGCAAGUGCUGUGAGGAGUGGGUCUGCGACUGGAAAGGCAAACCAAAGUCUGGGAAGAAACAAGCUGAAGAUGACCAGUCUGAAGACACUCUCACAAACAGGAAUGAGCUUGUGCCAAUUGUCAUGGGAGGAUUCAAAUCUCUACCAGCUUUCAGAGAAGAGCCUGUGGUUCGCAUGUUGGACGGCGGCAUGCGGUGCAUCUCUCACACGUCGCCAUGGUCACCCUGCUCAGCGACAUGCGGCACUGGAGUUUCUACGCGGCUCUCCAACAACAAUAAGGACUGCGCCAUGGUGGAAGAGUCUCGCAUCUGUGAAGUGCGGCCCUGCAGUCAGUCACCAGCCUCAAACAUAAAGAGAGGAAAGAAGUGCAUUCGCGUGGAGAAGGGUGAACAGCCUGAGAAGCUGACCUACAAUGGCUGCCGCAGUGUCAAGAAAUACUGGCCCAAGUACUGCGGUUCCUGUCUGGAUGGACGCUGUUGCAGUCCCCAGGAAACAAGGACCCUGCCUGUUCAGUUCCGCUGUGAGGACGGCGAGAUGUUCACGAAGAACGUGAUGAUGAUCCAGACGUGCAAGUGUGACCACAACUGUCCCCAUAGCAACCCCGUGUUCAAUCAGAUCUUCAGGCUCUCCAAUGACAUUCACAAGUUCACAGAUUGA